UUGACUUUUCAGGCGUUUGGUAUCGAUGAGAAAAGCGGGUUGAUUUACACCAACGAGAGCAUUGAUCGUGAAGUUCAGAGUGUGUACACGGUCACUGUGACGGCACAGGAUCAAGGACAGCCAUCACUCUUCACGUCUGCAGUGGUUCACAUUCGCAUCGCUGAUGUCAACGAUAAUGCCCCCUCAUGUACUUCGGUGACGUCCAUGUUGGUGCCAUUCGAUUCAACUCCGGCGACAACGGUCGGUACGGUAGUAAUCACCGAUCCAGACAACGGCUCGAACGGUACGGUAGUCUACCGUAGCCAACAGUCUCAUCCGCUAUUCGUCGUCAAAAGCAACGGCGAUAUACACCUCCGACGUGCCUUGACCGACUCAGAUCCCACUGACGUGCGCUUGUCGAUCAUCGCUUCCGAUCAGGGUGCGCCACGAAAAUCUACUGUAUGUCAUGUGCAGAUAAAAAUCGGGCGCGGAACGUCUGCAGUGAAAAUCGUCGAGCCAUUUGAGAGGUCGGUUGAGUCUUCUAACGUGAUUGAACUCACAGAGAUAUCGUCCAUUUCAUCUACUUGUCUGUCUUUCUUUCCUUACUCUUUCCGUUUCUUUCUUCUCCGUAAAAAGAUGUUUCUGCCAAGAACCGGAUGGGGUUAG
This is a messenger RNA of Cooperia oncophora, 645 nucleotides long. The record is from the annotation of a GenBank genome assembly. NCBI's taxonomy places the organism in Eukaryota, Metazoa, Nematoda, Chromadorea, Rhabditida, Trichostrongylidae.